Molecule: messenger RNA, 1046 nt
Organism: Colossoma macropomum (tambaqui)
Lineage: Eukaryota; Metazoa; Chordata; Actinopteri; Characiformes; Serrasalmidae
Gene: rpp21
Product: ribonuclease P 21 subunit
Exons: 5
Coding region: 145-615 (156 amino acids)
Biological process (GO): tRNA 5'-leader removal
Cellular component (GO): nucleolar ribonuclease P complex
Source: RefSeq, a predicted model, not a curated record
UGGCGAUAAAGAGCGAACAUGCAAGCAUGCCCGGCGUUACUGAAGACAAACACACGCCUGUUUGUGUUUCAUUUGUUUUAGAUCAUUGAGACUUGAGACUUGAAGCUUGAAGUCUGACAUCGUUAGGACCUGGUUUUGGUCGAUAUGGCUGGCAACAUAAAGGAUAAAGAGGCUUUUCAGAGGUUGAACUUCCUUUACCAAGCUGCUCAUUGUGUUUUGGCCCAAAACCCUGAAAAUGUUGAACUGGCACGGUUUUAUUGCUUCACUCAAAAAACAAUCGCCAAACGCCUGGUGCUGAGACAAGAUCCCUCAGUGAAAAGAACCAUAUGUAAGAAAUGUUGCUCCUUACUUAUCCCCGGCGUUACAUCCACUGUCAGGCAAAAACGAGGUCCCCGAAGGCAGCGUGUGACUGUAAUACGAUGUCUCAGCUGUGGACUAACCAGAAGGUUUCCAAACAAUCCAAAACACCAGCUGUGGGUGGACCAGCCUGAGGCGCAGUUAGAGAAUCAGCCUCAGCCGGAGACACAGAAUCCUUCAUCCAAAGCUGCUGUCCAGAGCGACAAACCUCAUGAAUCCAGUGGGGUGGAUUCUUCAGCACAGAACCCGGCCACUUGAGAUCCGGCUUCUCUGAAAUCCUUUGGUGUCUGAUUUUCUACUUGAGACUUGAUUUCCAACAGUAAGGACGUCACUGUUGGAAGUUAUUUACUGCUGUGACCUGCAUGCAUUCUGUGUGCUGUUACACUGGGUCAGUUGGAACUAACAUUGAUUAGUAAGUCCCUGCAGGACCCCUGUGCUCGUGCUUCAUUGGCUGACUGCAACGAACACUGCAGAGGAGAAAUAUUCCAUGUUGUUGUUACAUUUUAGUUGCGCUGUGUGUAUAUUGAGUGCAUGACAACUUCUUUUGAAUGGAAGCUACACAUGGCUUCCUUUAUUUUCAUAUCAAGAUACAGUUGCUCUUGGUUAAAUUACAUGUUCUGUUGAUUAAGUGAAAAUAAGUUAACACAUCCUCUACAGACUUAAAUGUGGCAUUUUUCUGCAAAUUGUAG